CCCCGUCGCCCCGUCACACCCGCCCGUCCCUCCCCUCGCCGGCGCCAACAUGCUUUCCAGGUCCAUCAGGCGGACCAUUGCCUCGCCGCUGCGCCAGCGCUUCGUCGCUCCCGCCGCGCGCCCGGCCUUCAGCCGAUUCGUGACGACGGAUGCCGCCUCGUCGCACGCCGACCGCGACCAGGUGCCCGAGGCCGAUGACCAGCCCUUCGAGGUCCGCCUCUCGGACGAGGCCUUUGAGACAUACGAGCUCGACCCGCCGCCGUACACGCUCGAGACGACCAAGAAGGAGCUGAAGCAGAUGUACUACGACAUGGUCGCGGUCCGCCGCAUGGAGAUGGCCGCCGACAGGCUGUACAAGGAGAAGAAGAUCCGCGGCUUCUGCCACCUCUCGACCGGCCAGGAGGCCGUCGCGGUCGGCAUCGAGCACGCCAUCGAGCGCGCCGACCACCUCAUCACCGCCUACCGCUGCCACGGCUUCGCCAUGAUGCGCGGCGGCACCGUCAAGUCCAUCAUCGGCGAGCUGCUCGGCCGCCGCGAGGGCAUCGCCUACGGAAAGGGCGGCUCCAUGCACAUGUUCUCGCCCGGCUUCUACGGCGGUAACGGCAUCGUCGGCGCCCAGGUGCCCGUCGGCGCCGGCAUCGCCUUUGCCCAGCAGUACGAGGGCAAGAAGCAGGUCACCCUCGCCCUCUACGGCGACGGCGCGUCCAACCAGGGCCAGGUGUUCGAGGCCUACAACAUGGCCAGCCUGUGGAAGCUGCCCAUCAUCUUCGGCUGCGAGAACAACAAGUACGGCAUGGGCACCGCCGCCAACCGCUCGUCGGCCAUUACCGACUACUACAAGCGCGGCCAGUACAUCCCCGGCCUGAAGAUCAACGGCAUGGACGUCCUCGCCGUCAAGGCCGCCGUCAAGUACGGCAAGGAGUACUGCGCCGCCGGCAAGGGCCCCCUCGUCUACGAAUACGUCACCUACCGCUACGGAGGACACUCCAUGUCCGACCCGGGCACAACCUACCGCACACGUGAGGAGAUCCAGCGCAUGCGCUCGACCCAGGACCCCAUCGCCGGCCUCAAGCAGAAGCUGCUCGACUGGGGCGUCACCACCGAGGAGGAGCUCAAGUCGCUCGACAAGCAGGCGCGCUCCGACGUUGACGCCGAGGUCGCCGAGGCCGAGGCCAUGCCCGUCCCCGAGCCCACUGGCAAGGUGCUGUUCGAGGACAUCUACGUCCGCGGCUCCGAGCCCGAGUUCCUGCGCGGCCGCGUCCCCGAGGAGAACUUCUACUACACCGAGCACGACAUGGGCGCCGAGAAGGAGCCCAUUGCCCGGACAUCGUAGUGUUGGAAUGGAAGCCAUGAGCGUUGAUAUAGGCGCCAUGAGCGUUGAUAUAGGCGCCAUGAGUGUUGAUAUAGGCGCCAUGAGCGUUGAUAUAGACGCCAUGAGCGUUGAUAUAGACGCCAUGAGCGUUGAUAUUGACGCCAUGAGUGUUGAUAUAGACGCCAUGAAUGUUGAUAUUGACGCCAUGAAUGUUGAUAUUGACGCCAUGAGUGUUGAUAUAGACGCCAUGAGUGGAGGAGGAGCGUUUGCAUAGUGUAAUUCUAGGAUUCGGCGUGCUCGAUGCCCUGUGAGGAUAGGCUUUCAAUUGCAUAUCAUAUCAUCUGGGCUUUCAACUACAUAUCUUCAACGCCGUCCUGUGCUGCAAUGUCCUGUGCUGCAAUGUCCUGUGCUGCAAUGUCCUGUGAGGAUGGGCUUUCAAUGAUACACACACAUAGUAACACAGAAGGAAUGCAGUCAAUGAC
Didymella exigua CBS 183.55 is the source of this 1794-nucleotide messenger RNA. Its product is annotated as pyruvate dehydrogenase E1 component subunit alpha. The record is from RefSeq and is a predicted model, not a curated record. Gene Ontology annotation, cellular component: intracellular membrane-bounded organelle. Bases 50 to 1333 code for a protein of 427 amino acids. The transcript is spliced from 4 exons. NCBI's taxonomy places the organism in Eukaryota, Fungi, Ascomycota, Dothideomycetes, Pleosporales, Didymellaceae. Gene Ontology annotation, molecular function: pyruvate dehydrogenase (acetyl-transferring) activity. Gene Ontology annotation, biological process: pyruvate decarboxylation to acetyl-CoA.